AUGGCUAACAAUUUAAGAAGAGCUCUACAAGACAUUGAUCUGGGGGCAAAUGACGCUCCUUUCGUAUUACCACAGGAAGUGGUUAGGCAGGCGGCUGAAGAAAACCGUUUCAUCUUGGUGGGACGACCAGUAAUGCCGAGACGACAGAAUCUCCGAGCAGUUGUUGCCACUAUGCCUCGUAACUGGGGACUUGAAGGGAUUGUUCGGGGGCGAACAAUUGAAGCACGACGUUUCCAGUUUGUGUUCCCGUCUGAAGAAGCGAUGGAAACGGUGAUUCGACGAGGUCCUUGGGCCUAUGCGGAUCGCAUGCUUGUACUACAAAGAUGGACUCCUCUCAUGGACAUGGCGCUGCUCAAUUUCAUUCCUUUCUGGAUUCAAAUUCGGGGGAUUCCAUUACAGUACAUGAAUCGAGAAGUUAUUCUCAACAUUGCUCGUACUAUUGGGCAAUACAUUCAAAUGGACUACAAUGAAGAAUCAGGAGCAAGAAUGGAGUUUGUCCGUGUAAGAAUCAACUGGGAUGUUUCUCACCCCCUGAAGUUCCAAAGGAAUUACCAAUUCCAACUGGGAGUCAACACUCUGCUGAAGUUCCAGUACGAGCGUCUUAGAGGUUUCUGUGAAACUUGUGGUAUGCUAACGCAUGACACUGGGGCCUGUGUCAUUCAGAAUGGAGGUCCAGGAGAUGGUGAUGAAGACGAUGAUAGUGGAGAUGAUAAUGAGAACGUUGAGUUACCACAGAACCAAGGAGUGAUUAUUGAAGAGAUUAAUGAAGAAGCGGUUCGGGGUAAUGAGGCCGCGGCUGAUGCACCGGAGGAAGAUGAACCGGAGAGACACAAUGAAAUGCUGGAAGAGGAUGCAGAAGAUGAUGAGCUCUGGAAUGGAACAGGGAAGCGGACGAUCUUCUCUGAUGAACUUUACGAUGAGAAUGACUACUACCCCUAUCCGGUUAGACAGAUUGGGACUUCUGAUUAUGAGAUUGGAAGCAAGAGGAAAACAUGGCUUACAGAUGAGAAUGCAAACGGAUCAAAGUACUUUGCUGGAGAGUCAAGUGGAGCACAAGACACAAAGAGGAAGAAGACUGUUUCUCCACCGAGUGAUGUCAUGGGAGGUGACACUAAUGAAGCGGGAAGAACCAACACACCAGUGAGAGGCGCGGUGGGCCCAGAACCACCUCUUCCUCCAUGA
Molecule: messenger RNA, 1182 nt
Organism: Brassica napus (rape)
Lineage: Eukaryota; Viridiplantae; Streptophyta; Magnoliopsida; Brassicales; Brassicaceae
Exons: 1
Coding region: 1-1182 (393 amino acids)
Source: RefSeq, a predicted model, not a curated record